This is a messenger RNA of Symbiodinium necroappetens, 1518 nucleotides long. The record is from the annotation of a GenBank genome assembly. NCBI's taxonomy places the organism in Eukaryota, Dinophyceae, Suessiales, Symbiodiniaceae.
AUGGACUUUCAAAAGUUUCUGGAGGAAAGCGAUAGUGAUGAGGAAUCGUCCAAGCCGGCAGCACCACAAUACCGGGCUGCGCCCUCCCAAAACCAACAAGGAGAUGCAGAAUCGGACAGCCCCGUAAGCUCACCGGCUGCUAAGCCGGCAGUCCUUGCCAGGUCCCCUGCCAAAGUUGCACAACUGGCGAGCGAGGAACCCAAAGACACCGUGCCCCCAAGGCUCAACAACAUUACCUACGACUCACCCUCACCCACAAGCCCGCGUAGCGGCAGUGGCAGCCGCAGCGGCAGCCCUGUGGCAGCACUGCCGCAUUCCCCACGCUCUGUCUCACAUUCGAUUCAAUCCUCUGAGCGUAACUCUGCAUCCGCGAAGUCCCCAAAGCCACAGCCCCGUGCAAGAUCGCAAUCACGGUCCCGGUCGCAAUCGCCCUCCAGUUCUCAGCCGCCUGCGCCGAGAUCUCGCUCGCCCUCUCCGGCUCCCGUAUCCACCGAGAGCGAGUCAUCUGCGCCUGUAGAGCGUGGCAGUGUUUUCGGCAACAUCCGACCCAUGAGCGAUUUGGUGGCCGCGACACCAGCGCCUUCUGCCAAGAACUCCGGAAUGCUCGGCGCAGGACAACGCACUGCAACGGCUGCCUUCAGCACACAGGCUUCCACGACAUCCCAGCCAAAAAAUGCAACGCAGAGUGCUGGAAUUGCAGCCGAAGUCGCGUCCCCAGAGAGCACGGCCGCGAAGCGGCCCUCUAUGCACUACGAGGAGGACUUCGAGGCCUCCAGCACAGGCAGUGCUUUGGUCCAGACACCAAGAGCAGGGCCGGUGCCUGCAGCCGCGGCCAUCGCGGCGGCACCUAGCACCGCUCCAACUGCUGCUCCUACAGAGAGAGCGUCUGUACCGGCAACGGUGCCGUCUGCAGCUGCGUCCGUGAGGACGGAGCCAAAGUCGCAGACCUACCAGGAACCUUCCCGGGAUCUGCAGGAAGAUCGUGGGAUGCCUCUGAGGCGAUCCACACGAGACGUGCAGGUUCAGGCCAGCAUACCUGUGGAUGUUGGAGUUCAGUGCGACUUGCUCGUUGAUGUUCCACGAGCCCCAGGCUGGGCAACAUCAUCCUCAACAGCGCCUUGGGGUUUCUCACCUUGGGAGCAGGCUCUGUCGGCAGGAUAUCCUCAUCCUGGUCCACCAGCCGGGUUUGGCCCGUACGGCAUGAUGCCGAUGCCACCUCCGGGCUAUUUUCCCUGGACACCACCGCAUGGCCCAGGCUUCCCCUUCGUCGCGCCCUGGGGCAAGGCGGGACCCACGGAAGCGGGGGCCCCGCCUCCGGAGCCUUCAGAGAUUGCGCCCGGUGCACCUCCCGCUGCACCAGCAGCAGCUUUGUGGGCGAUGCGGAUGGUGGACGACUCCUUCAAGGACCAGAUUGAGCUCCUGCGCCAGGCAGCUCAACGACAUCGCAGCCUCUUGCAGAAGGGGCGGGGACCACUGGGAGAGGUUCUGGAGAGAUCGGGAGAAGUAGGUGCCGCCUGA